Oncorhynchus tshawytscha (Chinook salmon) is the source of this 3328-nucleotide messenger RNA. Its product is annotated as transmembrane protein 200C-like. The coding region runs from base 689 to 2317 and encodes 542 amino acids. The record is from RefSeq and is a predicted model, not a curated record. The transcript has 2 exons. Lineage: Eukaryota; Metazoa; Chordata; Actinopteri; Salmoniformes; Salmonidae.
AAGCUCUGUAAAGAUGUUUUUGAGUGCGCCAGGUGCCUUGCGCAGGUCAUUUGCAGACACUAACACAAAUCCAUCGAUCCUACUUCUAGGCAAAAACGUUGGAGAGGUCUCACCACACGCGUUCUGGACGUUAGCAGCAGCACAACGCUUCAGAUCCAAACAUGGAUGGGGAGUGUUCGUUACCGAGAGGAUAGUUAAGAAGGCAAUUAUUCAAAUCCUGCAGCAAUUUCAGUCGAUGGCUGCUGUGGUGGUAUCAUAGCAACAACACCCAAGAAUUAGAAAAAUAUUAACAAUAGCCCCGUAUCACCCGCUGCCUGCCAGCACAAAACUCUCCAUUACAAACUCGGCGCGCUGCUCUCUGACAAGACACUCCCUGGAGAGGAGCGCGGGUGAGCCGGAUAAAAAGGAUAGUAUUUUUCUCCCAGACGCAGGUUGACUUGGAAAGGCUUACGCCUCGAUGAAAACUACAUCGCCGAGUGACUGUGACUGGAUCCUCUUGCUAAAGAAGAUCGCCAGAUCCUUUGCCAGAAUGGAAUUACAUGGAAUAAACGAAGUUUCCUUUUACGACAUGAGAUAUCCGCGCCCGGGAAUCGAAACUUUCUUUCAGGGUUUUUAAUAUGUGGUUGCAUUGCCUGUCUUCUAUGCCUCAGGAUGAGUGAGUGAGCAGUCCGUCUGCCGAGUCCCAACCAUGAUCGCCACCGGAGGCCUGCUGCGGAUCAACAGGAGGCAGGACUCGCUGCGCUCUAAGAGCCGUGCCGAGAACAAGCGUAAGAGAAAAGCCAAGAAGAAGCGGAAGAAUGAGGUGGUGGUGGUCAAGGGCAAGCUGAAUCUCUGCUCCAUCUCGGGGGUGGUGGCGGCUAUUGGGAUUCUAAUCCUACUGGUGGGCAUUGCCAUGGCCAUACUGGGUUACUGGCCCAGGGAGAGCCCACUGUACCCGGAUCCGCCCAAAAUCCAGAUCAUUUACAACAAAAAGGAGGAGUCAGGGCUGACAGGCAACUGGACGAACAACGCGAAGGACGGAUUUCACUUGGAUGGGGAUUUGGUCAGUAACAAUCGUUCCAACGGCACAGGUUUAGAGCAGCCGUCUAUGGGCUUCCUGGCUGAGUUCUUGGAUAAGUACCUGUACUCGGACAAGUUGAAGGUGUUCGGUCCCCUCAUCAUGGGCAUUGGCAUCUUCCUGUUUAUCUGCGCCAAUGCGGUACUGCAUGAGAACCGCGAUAAGAAGACCAAAAUCAUCAACCUGAGGGACAUCUACUCCACUGUCAUUGACAUCCACAGCUUGCGGACUAAGGAGAACAUGCCGAUCAAUGGCUUUGUGAACUACAUGCAGUCCAAAGGGGUGGAGGGCAAACCUAGCGCUGCAUAUACCGCCGCCCUGCUGGCCAAAGGCACUUGGCCCUCGGGAGGUUCGCCGGACGAGGGCAGCCUGGGCCCCUCCAGAUGCCACUCCCUGACUAGGUCAAGGGUGUCAUCUCUGGAGAGGCAGACGUUCACCGACACAGUCUACACAAUCUCCAGACACAGCGGGGCCGGCCAGCAGAGCAGCCCGAUUUCCAUCCCCAAACGGUGGGAGACCCGGACAAUAGUGGCCUCCUCGGUCAACGCCUUCACUCUCCCCAUGACCAAACCCAACCAUCGGGCCAACCAGCAUCAGCGCAGGCCUUCAGCCAAAGCAGAGGCAGGGAGGAGCAGGGCUGCCCUGUGUGACUCUGGCGAAGAAGACGAAGCCUGGGUUGGGUACGGUGUUCCAGAAACCACCACCCAGGCAAAUGUGGAGACUUUGCAGACGGCUAUGCUCCUGCCUCAGGACUCUGUGGAGGUGUACAAGAGCAGUGGUAGCCUCCAGGGGGCGCUUCAGGGCUCCCAGAUCCAGCUGCUCCCCUCGUCCCCCACUGGCCCCAGGGUGAUGGGUUCCCACUUGUCCCUCAGCGCCCUGACGGACUACUCCAGGUCCAUCGACCUGGGCAUCACUCCAUCCACCCCCACCGAGUGGAAGGUGGAACGGUCUCGGCGACUCAGCUGCCCUCGUUUAGAGGUACCGGGAGGCGGUGGGUACAUCAAACUGGGCGACCUGGGGGGGGAGUCCUUUGAGUCAAGGGAGUCAUGUGAGGUGACCGCCUUCAGCCGAGUGACCUCAGAGGAUUGUCUGGCUAAGAGUCAGAGGGAAGGAGGAGUAGCCAAUGAACAGGAGGAGAGCAGCCCCGGGGGACGACAGGACAGGUGCUCAAGGCGAUACUCCAACAAAGAGAAACUUCUCAUGAUCUCUCAGUCAGACUCCGUUUUGGACGAUGAGGAAGUGGAUAGCACAGAGAUAUGAUUGGACAAUUACUGAUUGGUGGAUUGAGUUUAUUUGGAGAGAAAACAAUUGACACAUGAUAACUCGCAGUUGGUUGAAGACACUUGACAGCAGUUUCAUGGAAUUAUGACAACGACAAUACUGCAUAGGAUCUGAGAUCUAGAGGAUCUUGUGGUUCGUUGCAAAUGCAAUUAUCGAUAUGUGACCAAAAGCCGAACAUGGUCUUUGGAGGCUAUGAAAACAGAAGACUGUGUGUAUAGUAUUUUGUCAAGGGUUUGUUUGUGUAGGUUGGAAGAAUCGCACCCAACUGAAAGAGUUUCAAAGCAAAAAGAUAACAUUAACCAAAAAAGGGCCCGUUUUAAAAUGGUGAUUGAACCGUUAGUUACUGUACCAUCCACUUGAUGUAAUAGUUUCUCUAAUUUGUAGAAAUAUAGUGUGUCUGUUCCACCUACUGUCACAACUGAUACUGUAGUAGUAUAUUGAUUGAGAGUUGCUGUCUCAACAGCAUGUAUUUUGUACUUUAAUGUCCUUGCCGUUUUUAUCAGUUUGAAUUCAAACUUUAAUAGCAAUACAUCAUUGACCAUCUCUGUUUGCUUGUGGGGGAAACAAUGUUGGCAUAUUUGCCUGUGUGUCUUUUAAAUUCUCUGAGUAAGGCUUGUAUGUUAUUGUUUAGAACUGUCUUGACUUGCUUGUUAAGGAAUCUCCUGUAUAUCUUUGCUAUCGCUUUUGCCUGGGCGAAAUUAAAAACAACACUCUAACUAGCACAAUUCACAGCUGAACACUUGUAUCUCUGUACAAGUAGCCUAAGUACCUUAGCACAAGUAACCAUCUGUGGAAAAAAUACUUAUCAAAUCAAUGUUAUCCUGUGCAAAAGCAGCUGGAUUGUUUUUGUAGUUGGUUCUUGUUCAAUAACACACCUGCAGUAAAUAAUUGUAUUCCAAUUGUUCCUGGUGCCCAUGGUCAAUUCAACCAUCCCAUGGUCGUCCUAUGGCUCAAUCAGUCUUCAAAUAAACUUAUGAAGCUGUCUCAUUA